AUGCGCAGUUGAGAAAGAGAGGAAGUAAACAGACGCAUGCCGUCCUCGUGAGUGUGUAUGAGUGUGUAUCAGUGUGUGUGUGUGUGUGUGUGCGCUCGUGCUGUUUAAUGUGUGUUCUGGUUUGAACAGCAGCUGCACGAGCCGCCCAGGUGUGCGCACGUUCUUUAUUCCUUCCGGUUUGUGGCUGUUUCCCGCGCUGCUGGCAGCUGCUGCUGUGACCUGCUCCUCAUGACGCCUGCAGGAGCACACUCCUCCUCCUCCUCCUCCUCCUCCUCCUCCUCCCCCCAGAGGAAGAGGAGGAGGAGCUCGGGCUCUCCUCCAGCCCCUGCACCUGAUAACAUCGACACGCCCACAAAGAAACAGAAGAAGAAGAAGAAGACCCGGAGGGAGGAGCUGGAGGCCAGCCUCACCCCGCCGCUCGGAGAGACAGACAGCCUGAAGAAGAAGAAGAAGAAGAAGAAGAAGAAGAAAGAGAAGGAGAAGGAGCAGCAGGAGGAGGAGAAGACGGAGGAGGAGACUGAGAGCGAGCCUGCAGCGCCACAGAAAAAGAAGCAAAAGAAGAAAAGAAACAGACAGAUGGAGGAGGACAACCAGACGCCUGUUUCUAUGGAAACCAACGAGACAGGGAAGAAGAAGAAGAAGAAGGAGAAGGAGGAGAAGGAGCAGCAGGAGGAGGAGAAGACGGAGGAGGAGGAGGAGACUGAGAGCGAGCCUGCAGCGCCACAGAAGAAGAAGCAAAAGAAGAAAAGAAACAGACAGAUGGAGGAGGAGGACAACCAGACAUCCGUUUCCAUGGAAACCAGCGAGACGGGGAAGAAGAAGAAGAAAAAGGAGAGGAAGAAGGAGAAGGAGGAGGAUAAACGAGUUGUCGAGGAAACAACAGCUGACACAAACUCACAGGAAGUAAUGACUCCUGAACAGAAGAAGAAAAAGAGGAAAACAGAGGAGAAUGGACAGAGAGGAGGAGAGGAGGAGAGCCGGAGGAAGGGAGGACGGGGAGGAGGAGGAGGAGGAGGAGAAGAAGAAGAAGAAGAAGAAGAAGAAGACGGAGAGGAGGAGCAGGAGGCGGAAGAUGAGCGCUGUGUGGACUGGCAGGCCGUAGCAGAGUUGGAGGAGUUCAUUCCAGAUGUGAGGCUGAAGUCUGCAGAUGUGAUCAACAGGCUGCUGAGAUACGACCUGCAGCGCCUCAGGGUCUUCAGGAGCCAGGGCGUGUCCCUGCGCAGUGGGCGGUUCACUCAGCAGGAGAACCAGCAAAUCAGAGACAACAUUGCCGACUUCCUGGCUCUGACCGGCAUCGGCUCGGCCAAUCAGCUGCUGUUCCCUCAGCGCCACAAGCAGCACGAGGCCGAGAUCAGGAAGCUGAGAGCCCAGCACCACUUCCUGGAGAGGAUCGCGGAGGGCGUUCCCAGGACGUGUCAGCAGGUUCACGUCAGAGCCAAGAAGAUGUUUGAUGAGAGGAACCACAUGGGAAGGUUCUCCGAGGACGAGGUGCACUCUCUGGUGAAGCUGCACACUCUCCAUGGCAACAGCUGGCGCACCAUCUCCAGCAAGAUGGACCGCAGCAUCUACGCCCUGCAGAAGCGCUUCGCCCACAUCGCCUCUGGCCAUGGGUCCUGGGACAGUGAGGAGGAGUCCAGGCUGAUGCAGGCUGUGAGGGCCCACCUGGACAUUGUGGUGCAGCAGGGUUCCUCUGGGUCCUCGGGUUCCUCGGGUUCCUCGGGUUCCUCGGGUUCCUCGGGUUCCUGGCUGACCAGACAGCAGCUGUGCAGCAACCUGCCCUGGAAGCAGAUCAGCCAGCAGGUCCAGACCAGAUCCUGGUCCCAGUGCCGUGACAAAUGGUUCACCAUCCUAAAAACGAAGAUGGCGGCGGGGCAGUGUUGGGCAUUCAGUCGAGGGCCGGUGUCUCUUCAGUCCAAAAUCCUUCUGAUCAACACGUUGUACGACAUGCAGGUGGAGGACACAGCUGCCAUCGACUGGGACGAGGUCGCUCAGGCUGUCGGGAACGUGACGCCUCACCACGUCCAGAGGAGCUUCCACAGACUCAAAGUUUCCAGAGUUCCCAACUGGAGCCGCCUGUCAUACUGCGAGAUCAUCGACUUCCUGCAGGAGCAGAUUCUUCCCCGCCUGCAGGAGCAGCUGGAGCUCCGCCCGCCCCCCGGGGGGGCGGAGGGCAGGGAGGAGGGGGAGGAGGAGGGGGAGGAGCGGUACCUCCUGUCUCACAUCUUCCCCCAGCAGGAGGAGGAGGAGUUCAGGGAGGUGGACAACAGCCAGCCCAACACCGGCCAAUCAGGUGGAAGACGGCUCAGGCGGAAGUAGCUGUGAUUGGCCAACAGCGAUGACAUCAUCAGCAGCAGCAGCAGCAACAUGCAGUGAACAGUUUAUGUCUUUUGAUAAAUAUUUUAAAAUUGAUGAUGAUGGAAGUCUGACAGGACACUGCCCGCCCACCUGCCGCCUGAUUGGCUGACAGCCACUGACUUCCUGUCCCUCUGAACACAACACGGACACACCGCACACGUGUGUGUGUGUGUGUGUGUGUGUGUGUGUGUGUGUGAGCAUUUCCUACUGCUAGAAGAAAGAAGAGGAAGACACUCACGUCUGAACUGCUCACACAACUUAAAGAUGGCCAACUCUGUGACUUUUAUUUUGAAGAUUCCUAUGUUGUUAUAUUUUAAUACAAUUUUUAGUGUAAAAUCUG
Molecule: messenger RNA, 2695 nt
Organism: Myripristis murdjan (pinecone soldierfish)
Lineage: Eukaryota; Metazoa; Chordata; Actinopteri; Holocentriformes; Holocentridae
Product: transcription termination factor 1
Exons: 11
Coding region: 229-2316 (695 amino acids)
Biological process (GO): termination of RNA polymerase I transcription
Cellular component (GO): nucleolus
Molecular function (GO): chromatin binding
Source: RefSeq, a predicted model, not a curated record